This is a messenger RNA of Gigantopelta aegis, 1449 nucleotides long. RefSeq names its product acid-sensing ion channel 1C-like. Bases 1 to 1449 code for a protein of 482 amino acids. The transcript has 8 exons. Gene Ontology annotation, cellular component: membrane. Gene Ontology annotation, molecular function: ligand-gated sodium channel activity. NCBI's taxonomy places the organism in Eukaryota, Metazoa, Mollusca, Gastropoda, Neomphalida, Peltospiridae. The record is from RefSeq and is a predicted model, not a curated record. Gene Ontology annotation, biological process: sodium ion transmembrane transport.
AUGCCAAUAGAGGACAAGAACAAGGAGGCCAGGAGCCCGUCUCUGGUAUCCGUGGCAACGGAAGGAGUGAGAGACAUAUUCGAGGAGUACAGAAACCACGCCACCAUCCACGGCGUGGCCCAAUUAAGAGGACCGAGGAUCUACAAUCACCGGAAGUUUGUCUGGCUCCUUCUCCUAUUCGGGAUGGCAUUUGCUUUAGGACUGACCAUGUUCCGGCAGUUCAUUCGACUGUCCUCAUGGCCCACUAUCACCGAUUUGCAGGCGAAAUUCACCGAUAACCUAGACUUCCCAGCCAUUACAAUUUGCAACCUAAACCAGUUCUACAAAGCCCGGGUACCAAACAACACCAUCAUCGAGGAUCUCAUUUUUGCUCUCAGUGAACUGCAAGAACUCAUUGGCCUGAACAUCACCAACAACACAGAUCAAACUGCGCAUGACGACAUAUCCGGAGAUGACGUCAGAGAGUUUGCUCUGGACGCUGCUCAUCGAUUGGACGAGAUGUUACGAAUUUGUUUCUGGAGGUCAAAAGAGGUCAAUUGUUCGACUGUGUUCUCUGAGAUUGUCACUGCGUUUGGUGUGUGUUACACAUUUAACGGUAACGGGUCCGAAGCCAGAAGCUGCCGAAACCCAGGACCUCUUGGCGGUCUGAGGAUCAUCCUGAAUAUUGAGCAGGAUCAGUAUUCAUUCUCCAAAACAUUUCAGUCAGGAAUCAAGGUACUUCUACAUGAGCCAUUAGAGAUGACCUUCCCGGGAGUAGACGGACUGUGGGUGGGACCAGGUCUGUCAGCAUCCAUUGCAAUAAGACGUUCUUCGAAAACAUUGUUGCCUCCGCCAUACAAUGCGUUUGGCAGUUCCACGUGUCUUGACACGGCGUCGCCGUCAUUCCAGACGCCACUUGUUCGUUACCUUAGUUACAACUACACGAAACUGACAUGUACCCAGGAAUGUGUGCUCGACAAAAUCGUUCAGAUGUGUGGCUGUAGAAGCUUCUUUGAUCCAGGUAACGAAACAAUCUGUUCCGCGAAGAAAACGAUGAGCUGCUAUUUAAAGGCAAGAUCCAAUCUGACAAUGACAGACUUUGAGAACUGCAGUUGCCCAGAACCGUGUCACCAGGUGCAGUACACCCCCACCUUCUCCCACGCAGACUUCGUCUCUGAAUUUGUUGCCAAACAGCUGGUAAAAGAGAAAUUUAUGAACUCCACCGAUUAUUUAAGCAGAAAUAAUAUUGAAUUAAGAAUAUUCUACGAAAGUUUGCUGGACACUACCAUAGUACAGAAACCGGAACUGACGUAUUUGGAUAUAUUAGGAACACUCGGUGGUCACAUGGGAUUGUUUCUUGGAGCAAGUCUUCUUUCCUUGAGCGAGAUCAUCGAAAUAUGCAUCAUCGUCAUAGCGCGAUUGAUCUCGAAGUUACGUCACUGCAACCGAGUUCCUCAAGUGACGUCAUAA